Molecule: messenger RNA, 1824 nt
Organism: Saccoglossus kowalevskii
Lineage: Eukaryota; Metazoa; Hemichordata; Enteropneusta; Harrimaniidae
Source: RefSeq, a predicted model, not a curated record
AUGUUGUUUGGUUUAUACAAAGGUAGACUAGGGAAUCAACUACUUGAAAUGAACACAAUAGGAAUGGGACAAGGAUUCUUAAUAAUUAUUUGCACCAAUGUCAUCUUAACUUCUGGUCAGUGUGAGUCUGGUAUAAAACAACUUCGAGUUGGACCCCCCGGCGAAAUUAUAACUUUGACCUCACCAAAUUAUCCGUCCAAUUAUCCAAGCUUCGCUGAUUGUAAAUGGGUACUGACAGCGCCACCUGGCGACUACCUUAUUGAACUUAGAAUUCAAUCGUUAGAGAUUGAGCGGACAAUGUCGUGUAUCUAUGACAGCCUCGUUAUUAAUGAUGGUUCGCGUUCGUCAUCCCCGCUUCUUGAAAAACUAUGUGGCGUGAAAUACCCGGAUGUAAUACAGAGUUCUGGAAGCAGCAUUUAUAUUCACUUCUAUUCCGAUUCAAGUACAGAAAAGUCAGGAUUCGAAAUUGACUACACGAGUAUCAAAAAGAACAGUACCGAACCAGUAAUAGUUUACACUGAACAAAAUGCUGAUACGGGAGUCACGCCACCAGAGACGGCGAAUGAUAGUACAACUCCUGGAUUAGUCGAUGACACCGAGACAACAGGUACGCCACCUCUCAGCGCUACGUACAUCAUGAUAAUUAUCAGUGGAAUAUUAGCUGUCUUCUUCCUCACUUGCUAUCUGUGUCACAAAUUCUGUCCAGAUGCCGCGGUAAAGCGGUGCAAAACAAUAAUUGGAGCUUGGGUGGCGCUGCUGAUAGGAAUAUGUGAGUUUUUGAUGGGAUGCUGCGAUUGCUAUGACAGUUGGUGUGACAAGGAGGUUAGGAGCGUCGGCGAAGCCUGCGGUUGCAAGUGUUCAGAAACAUGUUGUGCAAUUGGGGUUCCCGAAGUCAGGGAGCCUGUUUCCCCGACAGUUGACAGAAACGCCCAAGCAACUACGAGACACCAAGACGAUCCCCGCGGAAGACUCGUGCCACUGCCUGAUACGCCGAUGGUGCCACCAAUGGAAAGAACAUCGAAUUCUGGAGGAAUUCGAACCGAUGUAGAGUCUCUGGAUCGCGAUCCAUCGCCGCCACCUUAUGAGGGAGUUACUGAAUCACUUAUAGGACAUGGUAAUUCAGGUCAACCAGUGGUGGUCCCCAGUAUUCUAAUCCAGUUAGAUGACCCGCCUGCAACUCUCCCUUUAUAUGAAGACGUUAUGGUUGACAACACAAGUUCUAAAAUUGUGAAAUACAUAACUGAAGAAGGAUUAAUAAUUGCCAUUGUUGUCGCCAUCAUUAUGGCUUUGAAGUAUUGUAAUAACACAUUCUGUGUUGAAUUGAAGAGUAUGAUGGCAGAAUGUCUUGGUCUUGCUGUUCGAAUGGUGGCAUACGUUCUCACAUGCUGCGAAGGGCCCGGAUGUGACGUUGAUGAUUUUCAAGAAGUCGUAACAGCCUGUAAUUGUUGCAGACUUGUCGAAGCAUGUAAAAGAUGUACUCAUCGUACGGCCAGCUUACCAGACAAUAACGAUAAUACCUCUCAAAACGAAACGCAUGAAUCGUUACAAUUGACAAUAACCGAUGAAGGCGAAGAUUCGGAUGAGCAAGAGGAUGUCGAUAACGACGAAAACCUAGUACUAUCCCAAGAACGGCACAUGAACGAGCCGGGUUAUAUGCUACGUCCAACUGCACCUCCGGACCCCGAAGCGCCGCCACCGUCUUAUGAUGAGUUAGAGAGUGGUCAAAGACACUCGUCUGGUGGCGCUCAGACUCAAACCGAUGUGCCAUAUUUUCCGCCCCCUUCAUAUGAAGCUGUAGUUGAAACGCGAAGUACGGAAGUUUGA